AUGUUAUCAGCAGCAACGGUUCUCAGCAUAUUCAAUUGGUGUGCAGUUUUCAUAUGUAUUCUCGUAUUUUUAUCAAUUUUUUUAAUUAUAUACAAAUGUCGUCAAGAAUUACGUGAUGCAUCUUUAUUAUUAACAUGUAAUAGUUGUUUUGCCACGUUAUUAACAUGUGUUACAAUGUGGAUAAUGACUAGUUCAAACUUAUUUACUGGAUUUUUACUUUAUAAUAUGAAAUUUUGUGUUGCUUGGGGUGUAUUCUAUGAUAUAUUUGAAUGUGCAAUUUAUUUUAGUUAUUGUUUACAAGCAUUUUAUCGUUUAUGUCGUAUUGUUUUCUAUACAAAGAAAUUUUUGACAUCCUUUUCUUUAAAUUUUAUAUUGAUUAUUUGUCAAUGGCUGUUGAUAUUCGCUUUUCUUAUACCACCAGGUUUUAUCAAUUGGUAUGCUCGUUUACCAACAGAAAACUUUUGUCUUAUUCCUUAUACAUCUGUCAUUCCAGAAAUCUAUCAUAUUCUUGUUUUAUAUCUUAUUCCAUUAAUUUGUAUUGGAACAAUAUAUAUAUGGAUAACUAGAUUUAUGCGUCAAACCUCUCAAGCAUCGACACUUGUCAUUGCAGUUAUACAACGACAACGAAAUCAAAGGGAUUUAACAGUUAUUAAACGUAUUAUAAUGCUGAUAGGAGUAUUAAUUGUAUUACGUUUUCCAACAAUUAUUUUUAUGAUAUAUGCAAUUAUUGUUGGACACACAUACUCAUUAACAUAUGGAAUAGUUGGCGUUACUACAUCAACAUGUUUGAUAUUUAUUGGAUUUUCAACAAUUUAUACGACACCACAAUUACGAAAACGAAUUCACGAUUAUUUUGUUCAUGGAAAUAAUCGAGUACAAUCUGAACGAAUAGCAAUGAAUCAAGUAGGUGCUCCUAUAUCAGUGAUUGAUGCUAUCAAUACCGCUCACAAAACCAAACAAGAGGUGAGUACAACAGCAAAAAACAUUCCGUAA
Molecule: messenger RNA, 993 nt
Organism: Rotaria sordida
Lineage: Eukaryota; Metazoa; Rotifera; Eurotatoria; Philodinida; Philodinidae
Source: the annotation of a GenBank genome assembly